Molecule: messenger RNA, 2626 nt
Organism: Ceratotherium simum simum (southern white rhinoceros)
Lineage: Eukaryota; Metazoa; Chordata; Mammalia; Perissodactyla; Rhinocerotidae
Gene: PSAPL1
Product: prosaposin like 1
Biological process (GO): regulation of lipid metabolic process; epithelial cell differentiation involved in prostate gland development; prostate gland growth
Cellular component (GO): lysosome
Source: RefSeq, a predicted model, not a curated record
GGCACCGCGCAGCAUGCCCCGGGCCCUGCUUCUCCUGCUCGGCCUCCUGGGCGCCGCCCUGGCCAGCCCCACCUCUGGCCCCCAGGAGUGUGCAAAGGGCUCAGCAGUGUGGUGUCGGGACCUUCAGGCAGCAACAAGGUGCGGGGCCGUGGGGCACUGCCAAAGUGCCGUCUGGAGCAAGCCCACCGCCAAGACCCUGCCCUGCGACGUGUGCCUGGACGUGGCAGCCGCUGCCAGCAACGGGCUGAACCCCGACACCACGGGGACCGACAUCCUGGCUUUGGUGAUGAAGACCUGUGAGUGGCUCCCCAGCCAGGAGUCUUCAGCCAAGUGCAAGGGCAUGGUGGACACCCACCCCUCAGCCGUCCUGAGCAUGCUUGGCGGGGCGCCGGGCAGCACCCCGGCUCAGGUGUGUGCUGCGCUCACCCUCUGCCAGCCGCUACAGGGGCACCCGGCCACCCCGGGGCUUCUCUCUGAGGAGGACGUGUCUGAGGUGGUGGCCCCAGUCAUGGCCAAUGGGCCCCUCAGCUUCUACUCUCCACAGAUUCCAGAGAGUGCUGUGUGCCAGGACUGUGUCCAGCUGGUCAGCCAGCUCCAGGACGCGGUGGGAUCCAACUUGUCCAGCUUGGCAGAAGUGACCACGCAGGAGCAGUGUGAGUCCCUGGGGCUGGGCCUGGCUCUCCUCUGCAAUAACUACCUCCGCCAGAUUUUUGCCCCUGCUGAGCAAACGCUGAGGCUUGUCCCGCCACAGAAGACCUGCAGGAAGGGGGGCUUCUGUGAGGCACUGAAGGAACCCGCCCGCCUGGCUCACGUGGCUGCUGUGGACAGCAUCCCUUCCCUGGAGCCAGUGUCCCCGAGGAAGAAGAGCGAGGUCCAGAUGAAGGCCGGCCUGACCUGUGAGGUGUGUCUGGAAGUGGUCCAGGAGCUGGACCAGUGGCUGGAAUCCAACAGCACGGAGACCAUGAUCAGCCACGCCCUGGAGCGCGUGUGUUCAAUGAUGCCGGCUUCCUUGGUCCAGCAGUGCGUCACCUUGGUGGACACCUACAGCCCCUCCUUGGUGCAACUCGUCGCCAGAGUCACCCCAGAAAAGGUGUGCAAGGCCAUCCGGCUGUGUGGGAGCAGGCGGCGGGCCCGGGCAGUCCAUGAGGCCCUUGCAACCAUGCCGUCCCCCCUGCUGGGCAAGGAGAACCAGGGUAGCAUCUGCAACGGGUGCAAGAGGCUGCUCGGCAUGUCUGCCCGCAACCUGGAGCGUGAGAUCACCAAGCGCAAGAUCCUGACGGCCUUCCGGGGCGGCUGCAGCAUCCUGCCACUGUCCUUCCUGAUGCAGUGCAGACGCCUCAUCAAUGAGUACGAGCCCGUGCUCGUCGAGAGCCUCAUGGAGAUGAUGGACCCCGUGGCCCUGUGCACGAAGAUGGGCACCUGCCAGGCCCCCAGGACGCCGCUGCUGGGCACGGACCAGUGCGUCAGGGGCCCGAGCUUCUGGUGCAAGAUCCCUGAGGCAGCCGAGACGUGCGGUGCCGUGGAGCACUGCCAGCGCCACGUGUGGAAAGAGAGGCCCUUCCGUGCGGGAGAGCAAGCGUGACUGACCACCAGAGCCCCAGUGCCUGCCCUUGUCCCCCCAAAGAGGCCCUUAUCUCCUUGAAUCCCAUGGGGACCCUACGAGGUGGGUGCUCUCCUCAUCCGCACUUCACAGAUGAGAAACCGAGGCUCCCGGCAGGGAGGCCGGGAAGACCCGAGCUGAAAUCCUGAUCCCGCAGAGCUGGUCCUAACAACUGUACCCUGUGGCUUUACUUCUUCGAGUGUCUCUGAUGGACUGGAACAAACUGAUGUGUGCCACCACGCCCCAGCCGACUGCCGCUCAGUCUCCAUCACUGUGAUGUUGCCGAUGGUGGCGGGAGGAGCCGGCAGUGGCCUCUGGUGGCCCCUUGCUGAUGAAUGCCCCAGCUGUGAGCCAGGCUGGGGUCCUGGCUGGGGGAAGCAAUGGCGGGGGCAGAGGGCCGCUGAGAGGGGCCAUCACAGGUGGGGGGCUGAUCCUUCUUGUCACACAGCUGGGAAACUGGGUCUCAUCCACAGCCACCAUCACUUGCUCAGGCCAGAGCUUCUCAACUGGGGUCCCUCGGAGGCCCCAAAGGUGUGUGUCUGUGGACCUUUCUGGGGAGGAGGCUGGGGCUUUGACAAUAUUUCCCAGAGUGACGGGGCUUCACAGCAGUUCUUCCAAUGCCUCUGCCCCUCGCAGGGUCCUCUCCUUGCACCCCAGACUCUCGGCCACCCUGGUAACAGGCAGAAGGAACGCCUGUGCUCUGCUCUAAAUGAGGAGACCGCGUGCAGGGUAGGAGCCCACAGGGACAGCCCAGGGGUCUGGAUCGGCUGCCGGGGGCUGUGCAGCAGCGCCGUGCGAUGGGGAGCAGGGCCCCGCACCCGUCGCUGCUUCACUGUCCUAAUCUGUAGAAGAGGGGUGACCACACCUGCCUGUGGGGAUGUUGAGACAAUUCAAGGAGACGUCCAGAGCUUCUUCCCCAGAGACCAGCAUCCGUCGGUCUGCUGAGACCAGCAAAGCCCAUCUCAGGGGUCUCCCAAAGAAUCUGGCUGUGCAAGGACUGAAUAAACUGCGAGAUUCUCCAGAUGG